Molecule: messenger RNA, 845 nt
Organism: Prosopis cineraria
Lineage: Eukaryota; Viridiplantae; Streptophyta; Magnoliopsida; Fabales; Fabaceae
Product: protein trichome birefringence-like 39
Cellular component (GO): Golgi apparatus
Molecular function (GO): O-acetyltransferase activity
Source: RefSeq, a predicted model, not a curated record
AUGUGUGAUCAGGAGUAUGGGCUGGAGCUAAUUGUACCGACGGCGUAUUUGGUGGAUGUGGAUCAUGAGAGCGUGGGACGAGUGUUGAAACUUGAUUCCAUUAAGAGCGGUGAUGCUUGGAGAGGAAGGGACGUGCUGGUCUUCAACACGUGGCACUGGUGGACCCACACUGAGACCUCACAGCCGUGGGAAUAUAUGGAGGCAGAUAAGAAGCUGUACAAGGACAUGAACCGUUUCAUCGCCUUCUACAAAGGGCUAACCACUUGGGCCAGGUGGGUCAACCUCAAUGUGGAUCCUGCCAACACCAAGGUCUUCUUCUUGGGCAUUUCUCCUGUACAUUAUGAGGGGAGAGACUGGAAUAAACCAGAGAGGUCAUGCACGAAGGAGACAGAGCCGUAUUUCGGGGCCAAAUACCCAGCAGGGACACCAAUGGCGUGGGUGGUGGUGAACAAAGUGUUGAGCAGGAUCAAGAAGCCUGUCUAUUUUUUGGACGUUACGACGCUUUCUCAGUACAGGAAAGAUGCUCACCCUGAGGCUUACAGUAACAUUAUGGCUGCUGAUUGCAGUCUGUGCCUCCCUGGCCUCCCUGAUACCUGGAAUCUCCUUCUCCAUGCUGCUCUCUUUUCUUGAUUUUUCCUAACUGGUUUCCUCUUUCCUGAUUUUUCUUUUUUCCUUUUGCUUUGGGGGGUUUUUAAUUUGCUUACGUAAGUGGGAGCAAUAAACCCCAGCAAGGGAUUGGUGUUAUGCUCCAAAGUUGUAAAGUUUGAUUAUUUUUUGGCACAAACUUGCCUUCAUUAUUACCCAAAUCAUUAACAUUCUCUAUGGUCAUCAAUGACUACCUCAAA